UGGUGCUUAGGGGAGAGGGUGCAGCUGCGGGAGUCCGAGCAAUAAUGCACUUUUUGACGGAGCCUUGGAGUGGCAUACACGAUACACAGCUUGUGUAUUUAACGCGUGUGCGCUGGCUUAACCUUUGUUGCAAGCGGGUUUAUUUUUUAACGCCAGCAGGCUGCGUGGCUAACCAAGCCAGCUCGCUAGCAUAGUAGCCGUUAGCCACAUGUUGCGUUUAGGUUUCCCUUCGCUUUGCGUCGACUCAGACAACUACAUAGGUUGAUAUGGCUCGGAGGAAAGACGUGUUUCAGUCCAAGGUUCUGCAGAGGCUCUACCCUGCAGCUCCCAAAUCGGAGAAGGAGCCUAGCCCACCACGCACUGUAGAGGCCCUGGCCAAACCAAACUAUGGGAAAAGGAAAACAUCUCGUCAGGAGAACACUGCCGCUGGAGAUGCAGGAAAGACGCCGAGCGCAGCCAAUCCGGGCAGGCGGAUGUACACGGUCCUACCUCCUCCCGCAGACUACACGACUGAUUCAGAGAAAUCCGUCACACUCGCUCAGCUAGAAAGCAUAAAUAGUGCUGAGGACCCAGCUGUGCAGAGCGCCAGUGGUAGCGACCAUGAGCAAGAGGAGGCACACAAACGAAAAAGGAAGAGGAAGAAAAAGAAACAACCUCUCCAUCAAGGCUCCGGGAACGAUGGCGCAGCUCCAGAGAGCGAGGGUCAGAGUCGGACAGCCCUAGAUGAGGGAGGAGAGCGCAUUAGCAGGAACAAGAAGAGGAAGCUGAAGAAGAAACGGCACAAAGACAAGCUGCUCUCCAUGGGCCUGAUGCCCCGGGCCGCUGCCCUGGAGUUCACUUACAGAAAAGAUGUGGAGGAAGCAGAGAAGGAAGAGGAGGAGGAGGAUAAUGAGACGAGAGCUGCCGAGGUGUCAGACUUCCUCAGGACAACAAUUGAAAUCUAUAAGUCAGAUUCCUCGUCGCAUGGAGACGAGCCAUCCCUCCUGUCGGGGACAAUGGACAACCUUCUGAGCAGCAUAGCAAGCGGACACAGGCCCACCUCUGUCCUGGAGCAGCUCUAUAGUCUCAAGGCCUUCGUGCAACAGAAACAGACAGAGAAGCUGGAAAAAGCUCUGCAGGAGCUCUAUAACACUUCUCUUAUGUCUGCAGAGGAAACCACAGCCGUCGUUUCACUGUUCCAAUACUGGAUCACAGACAUUCUUCCCAUGCAGGGAGACAAGAAGACAGGGCUUUCUACAACACACCCAUGAGACUGUCAGUCACGCUGAGCCGGAGACUCGACUGAAGGAUUAUUUCUCCUGUGCUCCAACGCUUUAGACAAAAAGUUAUUGAUAUGCUCACAAUGUUGUAAAAUAUUUUUUUUUAUUAUAAAAUAUUUUUCCUUUUGAUCUAU
This is a messenger RNA of Acanthopagrus latus (yellowfin seabream), 1393 nucleotides long. RefSeq names its product glutamate-rich protein 1. The transcript has 6 exons. The record is from RefSeq and is a predicted model, not a curated record. NCBI's taxonomy places the organism in Eukaryota, Metazoa, Chordata, Actinopteri, Spariformes, Sparidae. The coding region runs from base 267 to 1250 and encodes 327 amino acids.